Babesia sp. Xinjiang is the source of this 522-nucleotide messenger RNA. RefSeq lists its product as uncharacterized. Gene Ontology annotation, biological process: translation. Lineage: Eukaryota; Apicomplexa; Aconoidasida; Piroplasmida; Babesiidae. Gene Ontology annotation, cellular component: large ribosomal subunit; ribosome. Gene Ontology annotation, molecular function: structural constituent of ribosome. The record is from RefSeq and is a predicted model, not a curated record. The transcript has a single exon. Bases 1 to 522 code for a protein of 173 amino acids.
AUGCAGACCUUCCAGUCACGCAAAGUAAUACACAACGAUGCUAUAAACAGCAUCACACCCGUUCCAAAAUGUCACCGCACACGAGCGGCGGCAAUGCGGAGCCUAAAAUUGGUCUUGGCGGCUUUAAUGCUCCUCGCACAUGCCGGGCGAGCGAUAACCGUCGAGGCACAUCGUAACUUUGAGCCACUGUGUGGACGACCUAUACCAAAUACGGCAUUUUUACGCUCGAGAUGUCCAGCAGCAGGUAGGAUGACACCAACAAAUUGGCCGCUAUAUGCAAGAAGACCGCACAAACUCAAACUCACGGCUGCUGGACAAUUUAGGAUCAAACCGAAGACUAACAAGUCGGUAGCUAAACGUUUUAAAAUUACUUCUACUGGGAAGAUUAUGUAUAAACGAGCUUGCACGAACCAUCUACAACGUAACAAGUGUCAUGGCGCUCGACGGCGAUUAAAGCGUUCCGUACAGCUUAAGGAUCCAACAAUGAUACGCAAAAUACUUAGCGUACUACAUAACAGAUAA